Messenger RNA from Cyanistes caeruleus (blue tit), 2610 nucleotides. The record is from RefSeq and is a predicted model, not a curated record. Lineage: Eukaryota; Metazoa; Chordata; Aves; Passeriformes; Paridae.
GUUUCUCUCUCCCCGCAGGCCAUGAUGCUGCGUUUGGCUGCUUUUGCAGCUGUGCUGCUGUUCUUCAGGGUCACUCUGGAACUGUCCUGGGCCCAGGCCAUCCCUGCUCUCUUCGUCUUCUACCUGGCAUCUGGUGGAUGGGACUUCUUCCUCAUAUUCCUCAAGACAUUACCAAGGGACAUCACCACGGGGCUGGUCCUGUUGAGGGUGAAGUGGCAGGUAUGGAAGCACGUGAGGGAGAAGAACACAAUUGCCAAGAUCUUCCAGAAGACCGCAAGGAAGUAUCCAGAGAAGACAGCACUGAUCUUCCAAGGCACAGGCGAGAGCUGGACCUUCCGUCAACUGGAUGAGUACUCCAACCAGGUGGCCAAUUUCUUCUACAGCCAAGGCUUCCGCUCGGGUGACGUGGUGGCGCUUUUCAUGGAGUCCCGCAAUCAGUACGUGGGGCUGUGGCUCGGCCUGGCCAAGAUCGGGGUGGAGACAGCCCUCGUGAAUUCCCACCUGCGCUUGGAGGCCUUGCUGCACUGCAUCACCAUCUCCAGCUCCAAAGCUGUGGUGUUUGGGGUGGAAAUGAUGGAAGCAAUGCAGGAAGUGCAGCCCUCCCUGGAUAAAUCCAUCCAUCUCUUCUGGUCCGGGGAAGAAAAUCCUAAAUCUGUGCUUCCUGGUGCAAAACACCUGGACCCCCUCCUGCAGAUGGCCCAGCGACACCAGCCAGCUCCCCCUAAUAAGGGCUUUCUUGAUAAACUCUUCUACAUCUACACCUCUGGCACGACGGGGCUGCCCAAGGCUGCCAUUGUGGUUAACUGCCGGUACUUCCGCAUGUCCAGCUUAGUUUUUUACGGUUUUCGGAUGAGGUCCGAUGAUGUGAUGUACGACUGCCUCCCGCUCUACCAUGCUGCAGGGAACAUCGUGGGGAUUGGGCAGUGCCUGCUGCAGGGCAUGACGGUUGUCAUCCGCAAGAAGUUCUCGGCCUCACACUUUUGGGAGGACUGCGUGAAAUACAACUGCACGAUUGUGCAGUACAUCGGGGAGAUCUGCCGCUACCUGCUGAACCAGCCAUACCAGAACACGGAGCGGCAGCACCGGGUGCGCAUGGCCGUGGGCAAUGGGCUGCGGGCCUCCAUCUGGAGGGAGUUCAUGGCCCGCUUUGGCAUCGCCCAGGUGGCCGAGUUCUACGGGGCCACUGAGUGCAACUGCAGCCUGGGAAACUUUGAUGGCAAUGUUGGGUCAUGUGGCUUCAACAGCAGGAUCCUACCAGGUGUGUACCCCAUUGGUUUGGUGAAGGUGGAUGAAGACACUAUGGAGCUGAUCCGGGGACCAGAUGGUGUCUGUAUCAGCUGCAAACCAGGGGAGCCAGGGCAGCUGGUGGGUCGCAUUGUCAGGAGCAAUCCCCUGCAGCACUUCGAUGGUUACCUGAAUCAGUCAGCCACCAACAAGAAGAUUGCCAGGGAUGUGUUUACUAAAGGGGAUGCUGCCUAUCUCACAGGGGAUGUCCUGGUGAUGGACAAAUAUGGCUACAUGUACUUCCGAGACCGCACCGGGGACACGUUCCGAUGGAAAGGGGAGAACGUCUCCACCACGGAGGUGGAGGGAACGCUGAGCCGCAUCCUCAACCUGACGGACGUGGUGGUUUAUGGUGUGGAGGUCCCAGGGAUUGAAGGGAAGGCAGGAAUGGCAGCCAUCGCUGACCCAGAGAACUCCUGUGACCUAGAAGACUUUUCCAGCAAGCUGAAAAAGGCCCUGCCACUCUAUGCACGUCCCGUCUUCCUGCGGUUCCUGCACGAGGUCUCCAAGACAAGCACUUACAAGUUCCAGAAGAUGGAGCUGCGGAAGCAGGGCUUUGACCCCACGCUGGUGAAGGACAGGUUGUAUUUUCUGGACUCCAGGCAAGGCUGUUACCUGCCACUGGACCAGGCAGCGUUCAGCAGAAUCCAGUCGGGAGACCAGAAGCUGUAACUGGUGGGGCUCAAGCAAGGCACCUCCCAAAUCCUGCUGGGGAGAGGGGGCAAGGCAGGCACUGGGGAAGGAAAGGUUCACGGAGUGAUAUAAAAGGCACGCUAGAAAUUUUAUUUGACAGGUUUUACAGAUAAGGGUUUGGGGGGAGCACAGAGGGGAUUGGGGGGAGGGGGAUGGUCACAUACCAAAGCAUUGACUCAUUAUGGCUUUAUUUUCUACUUGGUACAGUGGUGGUGGUCCCAUGCCAUGAUGCCAUGGGAGGGGCAGGGCCCUGGCCAGUUGAGGAGGGGUGGGGUGCCCCUACCAUUCCGCUUCGCUUUUCCUGUCUUUCCCUACCUUUUCCUGCCUGAAACAACCCUUCCUUGUGAAGGCCAUGAAGGGACCAGUGCUGGGGUCUUCCCCACUCCUCUACCAAGCAGCCAGCUCCUCCUUGGCACAGGGACCCAGCUGGCACAGGGAAGGUGGGUGCCAGGCGCAACCCUUCCCUCUGCUCAGCCCUGCUGGUGUUGUGUGUCUGCUGUGAAUCAGGGGAGCAGGGUAGUGUUUGGCUCAGGAGGGGGACAGGGGUGUGUUUCUGCCAUGUCGUUCUCUCUCCUGGGGAUGACAUUUCUAUUUUUCACAAUCACACGCACAUCAUAUUAUAUUAAAAAAUAU